CAACGUAUGGGAGAAGGUAGUGACCAACAACAACAAUCAACAACAACAACAGAAGAAACUUCAGCAACACUUCGUUCACUUAAAAGCUUAAACCAAUUAAGCCAAAAUCUUCAAAAUUUAAUAAAUAGUUCUGACAAAUCUGGGCCAGAAUUACACAAUCGAAUUUCACAACUUCGAGCGUCUAUUGAACGUUUACGUACAAAUACAAAUUCAAUAGAAAAUAUAAAUCGAAGCGCAGAAGAUCAGUGGACUAAAAUUGAAGAUUUGCGUAGACAACUUGUUGAGAAAAAUGAAUUCUUUAAACGAUUUCGAGAAGAAAAAGCUGGAGAAGGAACAAGUGGAGCAGCAACAAGUAACCAGUAA
Molecule: messenger RNA, 363 nt
Organism: Meloidogyne enterolobii
Lineage: Eukaryota; Metazoa; Nematoda; Chromadorea; Rhabditida; Meloidogynidae
Source: the annotation of a GenBank genome assembly